Molecule: messenger RNA, 1041 nt
Organism: Macrosiphum euphorbiae (potato aphid)
Lineage: Eukaryota; Metazoa; Arthropoda; Insecta; Hemiptera; Aphididae
Source: the annotation of a GenBank genome assembly
AUGGAGUUCAACGCAUCUGAACAUCCUCAUAAGAGGUAUAAUCCAUUAAAAGGAGAAUGGAUUUUGGUAUCUCCUCACCGAAUGAAAAGACCUUGGGAUGGACAAACAGAGUCUGUGCACAGUGAUAUGGGUCCGGAAUUCGAUCCUACCAACCCCCUAUGUCCUGGUGUAGUCAGGAGUAGUGGUAUUUUGACGCCAGAGUACAAAUCUACAUAUGUAUUUACAAAUGACUUUCCAGCCAUGCUAGAGGAUACACCAUCACCUCCCCCAAGUGAUGAUCCUUUGUUUCAAAUUGAAGGAGUUAAAGGUACAUGUCGUGUUAUGUGUUUUUAUCCCAAAUCCAAUGUGACAAUUGCUCUUAUGUCUAUAAAUGAUAUAGUAACAGUGAUUUCAAGUUGGAUACAGCAAUUGGAAGAACUAGGAAAGACCUAUACUUGGGUGCAAAUAUUUGAAAACAAAGGUACAAUGAUGGGUUGUUCUAAUCAUCAUCCCCAUUGCCAAAUAUGGGCUUGUUCAUUUUUACCAAAUGAACCACGUAUCAAAGAUAUUAAUCAGAGAGAAUAUCUGGAAAAGUACGGAAGACCAAUGCUGAUGGAUUAUGUUGAUCGCGAAUUAAAAGCAAAAAUAAGAAUUGUUACUGAAAAUCAACAUUGGGUUGUUUUGGUGCCAUUUUGGGCUAUAUGGCCAUAUGAGACUAUGGUAUUACCAAAACGACAUAUAAAAAGGAUGAACGAAAUUACAGAACACGAAAAAACAACUUUGGCAUCAGUAAUGAAAAUAUUGACAAUAAAAUAUGAUAACAUGUUCAAAACAUCAUUUCCAUAUUCAAUGGGUUGGCAUGGUGCACCAACUGGACCAAAUUGUGAAAAUAGUGACCACUGGGUAUUCCACGGAAUUUAUUUGCCUCCAUUGUUACGUUCAGCAACAGUAAAAAAAUUCAUAUCCGGAUUUGAGCUAUUGGCACAAUGCCAAAGAGAUUUAACUGCGGAACAAGCUGCAGAACGACUAAGAUCACAAUCAGAUGUUCACUAUUUGGAAUAA